AUGCUUGGUCUCAUCAAUGGUGCUGAGUCACCUCCGUUUCGCACUAUUCUUGCUGCUGAUGGUUCUACUGUGGAUAAUCCGGUGUUUGAUCUUUGGUAUGAUAAGGAUCAAAGCCUGAUGAUUUGGAUUAUCUCCACUCUAUCUUCUGAUCUUCUCUCUUAUAUUGUGGGUGUCGAGACCUCCCGUGAUCUUUGGACCUCUUUGAGAAACGUUUCGCAGAUGAAGGAAAUUGUUGCUGGUUUAGGAGCGGCUAGCCACCCCCUCACUGAUGCUGAUCUUAUGGCUUACAUUCUCGCUGGUCUUCCUGAGGAAUAUGACUCCUUUAUGACUUCGAUUGAAACUCGUAGUGAUCCGAUGUCUUCUGAUGAGCUCCAUGGAUUCUUGCUUGGUCGUGCGGCUGCGAUAUUGCGGUGCAAGAAUCAUGCCUCUAUGUCGAUCACUCCUGAACCGUUCCAUGCCUACGCGGCUGUUUCGAACAACCCUCAUUCUUCUCAAGCGUUUUCUAACAACCGAGGUCAUGGCCGCUUCCAAUCUCCUUCUCAAUUUUAG
This is a messenger RNA of Prunus mume (Japanese apricot), 549 nucleotides long. The record is from RefSeq and is a predicted model, not a curated record. Lineage: Eukaryota; Viridiplantae; Streptophyta; Magnoliopsida; Rosales; Rosaceae.